UGCAGAGGAGAAGAUUCAGUCACUCAGUCACCUGGAGAUGUGAUCGCUACUGAGGGAGAACAGGUCACACUGGACUGUCAAUUUGAUACUCUAGAUACAAAUCCAGACCUGUUCUGGUACAAGCAGGGAGCUAAUGACUUCCCAAAGUAUAUGCUGAGGUGGGAGACUUUAGGAUCAGAUAAUGCCAUUGAAUUCCAGGGGAGAUUUGAUGACCAUCUUUAACUACAUUUAAACAGCAUUAAAAUCAGUCACCUUGAUGAUCCAGAAGGUGCAGCUGUAACGUAGAUGCAGGGAAUCACGUGUAGUUACUGAGUUUAAUAACGAACAUGGAAAGAUACAAAACAAGAUAAGCUUUUUUAUUUCUUUUUUUAUGUCCCCCCCACAUUCUGAAAUUGCACUUUUGUCCCCCCUGGUUUAAUCAUUGGAAUGUGAUACAAAACAAGGCAAUGGUGUGCUUUAGGACCAUGCGGAUGUCUCCGAGCGGUCAGGUAGGCCGUUUGGAGUGUUUAAACGACUGGAUUUAGGACCACGCAGACACCACAGAGCUGGCUGACAGGCUGUGUAAGACAACGCUUCUGGAAGUCUGGCUGGACCAGCACAGGAGAGUUGAGCAUAGUUCAGUGUACGCAUUGUGCUCUUUCACCGAGUUGUAAAAGGAAUAGAAACUGGCUACUCUUUAUUUGCGUGAUGUAGCUGGCAAGGUAACUGCUAUUGAACUUUUUUUUUAAAUAACUAAACUAGUGUUUAUUCACAGUGCUGAGCUAGUAUUGUAACUGAUAUGUAACGUUAGCUAAUGUUUCAUCCCCUCUCGACUGAGGUGAAUGAAUAACCACAGCCAGGUCAGCUCUAGCUUCUAGUUAUCUGGCAGAUAGAGAUAUGAGGUGGCUAUUAUUACUAUCUAACAGCAGUUGUUUGCAUGGACAUGUUUUGUAACCUUUUGUCACGUUUCAGAAGUAAAUUAACUUGGCAAGCUUUCACCAGUUGAUGUACUGUUAGAGCUGGCCAAAAGUUGGCUUAUAUUAGCUUUUAUAUUUACUUCAAUCAAACUAGACCUGAAUCAAACAAUGAACCCAUCGGCCAAACGAUUGAAGAUUGAUAUUCUGAUGUUUUUUCAGUGCAAUGUGGGUUGUAUUAGUCAGUAUGUCAAUAUAACGUUAUUGAUCUGUCAGUUUCCCUAGCUAAUUCCCUACUUUUCACACUGACACAGUAAUAAACAGCUCUAACAUUACAGGCUUCACUUUCAUGGUGCACAGUCAAGGUCUGCGCCUGACCGAUUUCUUCAUCCUGCCUACACCCACUGGCUUUCACUGGCUUUCUAUCCGACUCCCACCCGCAAGAACCCAUCCGCUACCUAGCAAUUUUGCGCCCUAUAGGCAAUAUCAAAUGCGCAAAAAUAACUGAAGAAAUAGGUUAAAUAACCAGGGAUUCUCACAUGGCCCAUAUAUUGUACUACUGGGCUUUAUCAGCCAAAAUGCUAGAUGUAGUUUGAAGAGAGCAGAGUUGGAGAGACUUGCACUUUCUCUUGAGCUAUUUUUAUAGCCUACCUUUUAGGAGUGGGAAGAUUUUCAGAUGGAGAAAUAUGGGUGAUCAAUAUUUAGGCCUACAGUGGCAUGCGAAAGUAUUCAUCCCCUUUGGUAUUUUUCCUAUUUUGUUGCCUUACAACCUGGAAUUAAAAUAGAUUUUUUGGGGGUUUGAAUCAUUUGAUUUACACAACAUCCCUACCACUUUGGAGAUGCAAAAUAUUUUUUAUUGCGAAACAAACAAGAAAUAAGACAGAAAAAUUGAAAACUUGAGCGUGCAUAACUAUUCACCCCCCCCCAAAGUCACUAUUUUGUAGAGCCACCUUUUGCAGCAAUUACAGCUGCAAGUCUCUUGGGGUAUGUCUCUAUAAGCUUGGCACAUCUAGCCAAUGGGAUUUUUGCCCAUUCUUCAAGGCAAAACUGCUCCAGCUCCUUCAUGUUGGAUGGGUUCCGCUGGUGUACAGCAAUCUUUAAGUCAUACCACAGAUUCUCAAUUGGAUUGAGGUCUGGGCUUUGACUAGGCCAUCCAAGACAUUUAAAUGUUUCCCCUUAAACCACUCGAGUGUUGCUUUAGCAGUAUGCUUAGGGUCAUUGUCCUGCUGGAAGGUGAACCUCCAUCCCAGUCUCAAAUCUCUGGAAGACUGAAACAGGUUUCCCUCAAGAAUUCCCCUGUAUUUAGCGCCAUCCAUGAUUCCUUCAAUUUUGACCAGUUUCCCAGUCCCUGCCGAUGAAAAACAUCCCCACAGCAUGAUGCUGCCACCACCAUGCUUCGCUGUGGGGAUGGUGUUCUCGGGGUGAUGAGAGGUGUUGGGUUUGCGCCAGACCGAGCGUUUUCCUUGAUUGGCAAAAAGCUCAAUUCUAGUCUCAUCUGACCAGAGUACCUUCUUCCAUAUGUUUGGGGAGUCUCCCACAUGGCUUUUGGCGAACACCAAAUGUGUUUGCUUCUUUUUUUCUUUAAGCAAUGGCUUUUUUCUGGCCACUCUUCCGUAAAGCCCAGCUCUGUGGAGUGUACGGCUUAAAGUGGUCCUAUGGACAGAUACUCCAAUCUCCGCUGUGGAGCUUCUUUUUUUUUUUUUACCUUUAUUUAACUAGGCAAGUCAGUUAAGAACAAAUAAUUUUUUACAAUGGCGGCCUACACCGGCCAAACCCGGACAACGCUGGGCUUUGCAGCUCCUUCAGGGUUAUUUUUGGUCUCUUUGUUGCCUCUCUGAUUACUGCCCUCCUUGCCUGGUCCGUGAGUUUUGGUGAGCGGCCCUCUCUUGGCAGGUUUGUUGUGGUGCCAUAUUCUUUCCAUUUUUUAUUAAUGGAUUUAAUGGUGCUCCGUGGGAUGUUCAAAGUUUCUGAUAUUUUUUUAUAACCCAACCCUGAUCUGUACUUCUCCACAACUUUGUCCCUGACCUGUUUGGAGAGCGCCUUGGUCUUCAUGAUGCCGCUUGCUUGGUGGUGCCCCUCGCUUAGUGGUGUUGCAGACUCUGGGGCCUUUCAGAACAGGUGUAUAUAUACUGAGAUCAUGUGACAGAUCAUAUGACACUUAGAUAGCAUACAGGUGAACUUUAUUAACUAAUUAUGCGACUUCUGAUGGUAAUUGGUAGCACCAGAUCUUAUUUAGGGGCUUCAUAGCAAAGGGGGUCAAUACAUAUGCACGCACCACUUUUACGUUAUUUAUUUCUUAGAAUUUUUUUGGGAAACCAUUUUUUUUUCAUUUCACUUCACCAAUUUGGACUAUUUUGUGUAUGUCCAUUACAUGAAAUCAAAAUAAAUAUCCAUUUAAAUUACAGGUUGUAAUGCAACGAAAUAGGAAAAAUGCCAAGGGGGAUGAAUACUUUUGCAAGGCACUGUAUUUCUAGGCAAUGUAGUAAACUAUAGCCUAAUCAUAGGCAUAUUUAGGAAAUACAUUUCCUUGGAAUGAUAACUGCCCUGUGCUUCUCCACCCAUGUAUACAUAGGCUAUAGCCUACUCUAUUUAAUUGAGACCAGACGUGCACCUGAUCUCGCAGAUAUGGCUACUGAACUUUUAGGAGGACGAAUUGCAGGCAGAGACAAAUAAAUGGGUAAUCCAUACUUGUUGAAAAUUAAAAGGCGCAACGUUCACUCACCAUAGUAGCCUAACCUAUGUGUGCGUUGUGCCUUUUCCUUUUCAAUGAUGAUGACAUUUUUUUAUUAAACUUCGACUCACAUUGGUUGAGCGCCCUCCACUUCUUUUCAUGAUCAAUAUUUAUUUACAGACACUGUAGUAAACUACUGUCUAAUCAUAUUUAAGUUAAUUUCAUAUUCAAGUUAACUGCCACGUGAUUCUCUGCCCAUGUAAGCAGCCUACUCUAUUUCAAUGAGACCACACAUACUAGGCCACUUGAACUCUCACGCCCAACUAGGAGAAUUAGGCUACUGAAGUUGAAGCAGCGAAUUCUGUGUGUGUGAAUAAUGCGAAACGUAUGUGCUUUUAAUACAAUAGGUAGGCUAACGCAUACAAAGCAGAAAGAGGACCGUUUCAAAAUAAUCUGUGGGACAACAAAAAUAUUUCCAUCCCAAAGCUGUCUGUCUGACCAUCCGCUCCCGCCUGCAGCAUGAAAAAUGAUGACCACACCGCAAUGAUCUCUGUCGGGACCCGCAGCCCUCUAGUGCAGUCAGUACACAACAAUAUGCUCAUCAUGUUUUAGCAGGGUCAGACAGCCAGGGAAGACCAGUCUACGGAGCUAAAUUUUGCAGUAUAUUCAGUGAAUGAUACAAAGUUCCAACCUGAAUUGAUGGGUAGACCUACAGUAGCUACAGGUCAGCAGCUUCAGCUUAAAGCUACAGUCUGGGAUCUGGGAAUAAUGGGUCAAUUAUUGACCCAUUGAUUCUUCUUGGAUAAUAUAAUAUAAUGUAUAAAUCUACACCAAGAUAAUUAUUUGUCAUGCCUCAUUUUAGGAGGAUCAGCAGGGUCAGACAGCCAGGGAAGACCAGUUUGUUACAGAGGUGAGGUGAACACUUUAUUCUCUCUGUCCAGCAUACACUGGACAAGCCAGAUGCUAUUUUAACAACAGGUAUGACAAACCUCCAAAGUUGAUUUCCAAACUGUAUCAAGGGUUGAUAGAGGCUUUUCACGAUGACACAAAACAUGUAAAACAAAAAUGUGAGGAAGACCUGGGAGAUGCUAUUGAUGAUGAUGUAUGGAUACAGAUAUGUUAGAAUGCCCAGUGAUGUUCAUAUCAUCUCAGACAUAUAUUACUGCAGUUUAUGACCAUCCAUAGAACGUACUAAUUUAUAUGUGACCCGUUUAAGGAAACUGGGCGUAUGUUGCGGGUCACUACGUCACAGGAGAGCCAUUUGAACGUAAACUUUUAUUUAUUUUAUAAAAAUGCAUUUUCUGCCAGAAAUACCUUUUCGAACAUGUGAACUUUCAUGUGCCUUAAUAACAAACGUGUAUGCCAUCUGUAAAUACAAAUAAAAUUGUUAAAUUAUGAGCCUAGUUGGUUUAGCCAGAGAAAAAGACAGCAACCUUCCCGCUAGCCAUGAUUCGCUAAAAUAAUGAGUGGGCUGGACAUGCCAAGAGAUGAGUUUGGAUUGAUCUGCCAGAUAUAGCACGCUUCUGUCUAGGUAAUCCUGCACUCACGUCUUCCUGCUAGGCAGGUACGAUCCACACGGGAGCGCUGUGUUUUGGACAGAUUCGAAAAGAUGGCGGAGGCGGACGAUGAAGUGGAUUGUGAAUCUAAUGGCGGUAGAAUCAAGGAGGAUUGGAGUAUUGUUCAAAAUAAUGGAAAAAAGGGCAAAGUAGGGUACAGUGCGGAGAAUGUCCCUUUAUAUCUUGUAGGAGUAAGGUUUGUUAAUGAGGAGCAGCUUUUCGAAAUACUAAUCUUGAAGAAUCCAUUUGAGCUAUCCAAACUGGUGGAGAGACUGAUGGGUAAAGUAAAGGAUGUGAAGAUCAAGAGAGGCGGGUUUGUUUAGUAUCAUGUAGUAAAACUGCAUAAACCUAUUGUCAAGUUAAAAUGUACUGUUAGCUAGCUAACGUUAGCUGGCUGGCUCGGUAGCUAACGUUAUGUGUAUGCUCUCCAAUUCCUGGAGGACUCAGUGGAAUUCAAGUAUGAUAGCUAAGGUGAUGGGGAAAACACCUGUCCAGACUACAUCUUCAAACUAAGCGCAACCAUGGCAUCCGACAGGAGACGCGUCCAACCAUGAUGUAAGAUAGUCUAGCUAGCUACAUUUUCAGAUAUUACACAUUUCAAAUUUUGUCAAAAAGAGGUUUCAUUUAAAGUUAAAGUGUAGUGUUAGCUGGCUGGCUCGCUAGCUAGCUAAAGUUAUGUGUAUGAUCUUAUUCUUCGAAUCUCAGACUCAUUUGCUUGACUAGUUAUAGCCUAAUGUUAGCAAGCUAACAUUGAACCUGGUUGGUUAGCUACCUGCAGAUUCAUGCAGGGUAGUAAUGUCAUGAGUUGUGAUUAUGGUUCAUUGUUUAGCUAGCUAGCUACAUGUCUUAACAAAAGACUCCACUAUGCAAGUAUCUAUUUCAAUAGAAUGUCACUGCAACUGUUGAUAGACGUACUAGCUAGUAAAUUAGCUCUGGCUAUCUACUCCGAUUUCAGACCACGGGUAAGAUAGUCUAGCUAGCUACAUUUUCAGAUAUUACACGUUUCUAAUUUUGACAUAAAGUCUUUUCAUUUUAAGUUAAAAUGUACUGUUACCUAGGUAGCUAACAUUAGCUGUCUGGCUCGCUAACUAAUGUUACAUCAUGCGUUGGGAUUCAUUGUUUACCUAGCUAGCUAUCUAGCUACAUGUCUUAACGAAUUUACGAACGCUCAACCCCCGUUGAAUAUGGCCAGUGUCAGUAAACAUCAGCAAAAAAGCGUAAUUAAAUUUUUGUCAGCAGCACAGUGAGUUACAGUCACCAAUGCUCUGGAUAACAUGAAAACAGCCUACCAGCUCUGCUAGGGCGAGUAAAAUGGUCAGAGUGUGGUGUUCUCUCAAUAUGUGUCUGGAAGUAGCUUGCCAAUGUUAGCCAAUUAGCUUAGGUGCUUGACUGUCGUUGUGAGGUCAGAACGUUCGGAUCAACCCUACUCAUUGGCCAGAGCAUCCAGUGUGUGCUCUGAACGCGAAAUGCUCUGAAUUUACGAACAGAAAAUCUGACAGCACAGUUGCAGUCACCAACGCUCUGGAUAACAUAACAGCCUAACCAGCUCUGCUAGGGCGAGUAAUGUUCAGUGAGCUGUUCUCUCUCACUUAGAUGUCUGGAAGUAGCUAGCAAGUUAGUACAGAACGUUCGGAUCAACCCUUAAAGAGAUGAGUGGGGCUAAAAUUUAAGAGGGUGUGAACGAUGCUGAAUGGGUGUAGACAAAGAAGGGCUCUCCAAUAGUAGUAACAAAACAUUCAAAGGCCAUUUUCUCAAAAGUGAGUUUACAAGUUUAUCAACUUUCAAAGAAAAAUUACUUUCACAUUGUUCCUCAACUGUAGUGUAUGAUAUACAGUUUUGAGCUCUGAGUCUCUACUUUUAUCCAAUGUAAAAAACACAAUUUCAAAUGCUGCUACAUAAGACCGAUUUGAGCCAGUAAGUUACAUAUGCCAGUGAAACUGAAUAUCAUGCACUCAGAAAUUGUAUUAUUCUGCUGGAGGUGUAAAGCACAAAAGGGGACAUAUUUGCAAAUGUUGUGGUCUUGUGAAGGCUGGCAAAAUCUCAGCAUGUCUACAGAUUCUCCCUUCUCCCUGUUUUUGUUUGCUUGGAAAUGUUGAUACAGAAGGUUGUUAUCAGAAGAAACUUUGUAACCUAGCAUUUAUAGUGGCUAAUAAAUGCAUUGCGAUUAACUGGAAGGUUGGUUAUCCUCCCACAAUGUAUGGAAGAAAUGUAAAGUUAUGUACAGUAUCACUAGAUUUGUUUUAAGAUUGAGGGUAUACUGUGCAACUUUCAUAAGGUCUGACUGGGUGCCUUAUAUGGAAUACUGUACGAUAAAUGGAGUCUGUAUUGAAAACAUGCCCACGUCAGGGGAGAUUUAGGAAAUCCCUAGCUGCUGGGCUGCUCAGUAUUGGCCCUGGGGAUCUGCUGUACUGUUGUCAUUCUGACCUUGGCCUAACACACCUGAAACCAAUAAUGAAUGUUUCACUAAGAUCCUGAAGGUGAGUGGGGUAUGUAGGGCUGGGGUACUACAGGGCCGUGGACCCCUAGGGGCAAGACGGGGUGACCCAGCUAUAUUGUGUGCAAGUAGAAAGAGCUCUACAGUACUAUUAGGCCUAUGAUAUGAAUUAUAUGGAGGGUGUACGGUUUCUGUGUGUUAAUGUGUAGGUGUAUGUGUGUUUUCAUUCAACUUUUGUUUUCCAAAUGGGAAGGAAGUUGUGUUGGGGAGUGAGAUGAGUUAUUGACUAGACUGGUGGGGGUCGGGUGUGUAGGCGGCUCGGUUUUGCUGGGCGGUCUGGCUGAAAUGUGUUAUAGAGGAUGUCUUAAAGACAAUUAAAAUCUGUCUUUGUACUUUAUUUGGAGGAGUUGUUCAUUUGUUAGGCUAUUGGUUAAAGGUGUGUAGUAUCUGAAAGUCUAUGAUUUUGCUGACAUUUGCAAAUGGUGUAAUAGAUGAACUUUACUCUGCUUUGCUGAAACAUCUGGAAAGCAUUACUACAUAGGCUUCUUGGAAUAGAGGACAUUUGGAGAUAUGGGGAGGCCAGGGAUUGGUCUAUCAAAAAACCACCCAUCUUAUGUUACAUAGGAUAUAAAUACCAUGUUUUAAACAAAGGACGGGGAGGAAAAACAUAUUAGAGAUUGGGUCAGUUGUUCUCCGGACUUCUGCAGGAGUCUGUAAAUUGAUACUGUGAUCUUUGAUGUAAUAAACCAUUAUAAUCAAGGACAGUGUCAGCGGAUUUCUUGUCAUCACAGCAUAAUCAGCAUUGUUGUCUCGGAAACCACUGGUGCAACACAAUAUUGAUUAUUGAAUUAUCUUUUAUCUAGUUCAGUCUUAUCAAUCACUUAAACAUAUUUAAUAAUCUCUUAUCUAGAUGAUGACUGGGCAUUUCUGCUUACUUUAUGUUGUUCUUAAUAGAGAUGGCUAGAAGGGCAAUGGGUCAUAUUAGAUUGUGUAGAAAUGCAGGAAAUGUGCUUUAGAUGCCCCAAACAAUGGCAGGGCCACCAGACCCCCUGCCAACUUAUGUCCCCCUCUGCAAAUAGCACUGCUAGGUGAUUUAAAAAGUAAUAGUCAAUCGAUCAAUAAUAUAAUAAUACUCUUAGCAAAAAUGUUUAUUUUUAAUUUACUAUAUAUAAUCUAUGAGAAUAGAAAGGUUCAGAACUUUUGUGAAACAUCACAGCACAGUUGAAAAAUAUACGGCAAAUAGAAAUCGAAACUGGAUAGUGUUCAGAGAUAGAUGGGAGGGGUUGAGUGGAGCUGAAGGAUGGGACUAAAAACCAACAAAAGAUAACUAUUGUACAAUGUACUGUGUCCGUAAAAUGUAUAUAGUAUGUAUAAGCGUGAAGUAGAAGCCUAAGUCUUGUUGUCCAUUAGUUUACUCCAAUUAGGGGAGGGAUGGUAGGGUUAGGGGAUAAUAAUAAAGGAACAUAUAUUUGUAAGAAAAUAUAUGGGGGAUUGGAAAUUAUGCACACAAUUACAUUGACGGAAGCCACAAUCUAUCUGCAACAUUAAAGCUGAUCUACCUCCUAAAAAAAUACAAAAAUACAAAUGUAUUUGUGUCCCCCCCACUUCUAAAACCAAAGUUGCGCCCCUGGUAUCCUAUGAUAAGUAUGGGACAUUGGCUGCGGACCUCUGUUGUUCUUGCUACACUUCUCUUUGGUAGGAUACGGCUCUCAUUAUCUUUUUCUCAAUACUCUGAUGUUACUGGAAUCCUGACAUUUUUCACAAAGGUAUUUGUGGUAACUUUACAAGGAUUGUCCACAUGUGUUACAAUGUUCAUUGCCUUUACUUGCAAACUACAAAAUAAAGGGUUACAGCCAUGUACAAAUGGUAGAAAUCAGGAGAGUAAUAUACCCAACUCAACAUGAGGUAGUGUCCCGUUAAUACUGUGCCAACUCUGGGUGAUAACAUCACAGGAGGGUAAAGGUCACGGUCAACACCAAUGUCUAUAAAAACCAUAAUUCCAUGAAUAGCAAUAAUACUAUACUGCAGUUAAGUAUACCACCUAUACAGUAGGAAUUAUUUAUAUGGUGUCCACAAUAUAACAGUAUUCUUCUUUGUUUCCAGAGUCAGAGGAGCAGACAGUGUUACUUAGUCAAAGAGAAAAGAGACUGAUUAUGAAGGGGAAGAUGUGUCUCUCAACUAUGACUAUAGCACCAGUUUAUCAUCUCCAUCUCCACAAAUGAUUACCAUGAAUAUGUAUUGCUGAAGGAUGUCAUUGGACCAGGAGAUUUUGAUGAAAGAUUCAAGGGGAGAUUUGAUGCCCAUCUCAGUUCCAUUACCAAAUCAGUCCUAUUGACGAUCCAGAGGGUACAGCUGUCUGACUCUGCUGUGUACUACUGUGCUCUGAGGCCCACUGUGACAACAGGAUAUACAGCCCGCCUACAAAAAUGAGUGUAGCCUUGGCACUAGUGUAUAAAAAAUGCAAGCCUUACUUCUGUGGUGGGUGUGAUGUUAGCAGGGCUGUAGACCUCACACAGUGACACACAAAAUAACAUUUCAGAGGAGAGUGAAUGCAUGCAAACAUCAGCCUAAAGAUGGAGAAAUCAAUCAGUUUAUUGAUCAUUCUGAUUAUGACUACAAGUAAACAAUACCUAAACAUCUGAACUCCUUUCAUUCUUAUAAUCAGAUUAUUCAAUUAUGGUAUUGGUAGUAAAACAUAUUUUGAUGAAGUAAAGUCAUUUAAAUUUGAAUAACUAAGUUGAUAUCUAAAAAGUCUUAAAAAAUAAGCAUGAGUUUCCAAUCAGCUUUAUUAUCUAUUUUUCCUCUGCAGGAAUGGUAUCUGGAGAUAGUU
Coregonus sp. 'balchen' is the source of this 10384-nucleotide messenger RNA. Lineage: Eukaryota; Metazoa; Chordata; Actinopteri; Salmoniformes; Salmonidae. The record is from the annotation of a GenBank genome assembly.